AUGACAGAGGCGGACGACAUUCAUUCAUUGAAUUCUUCCACUGUUAACAAUGAUGAUUACCUUGUGUUGACUCAAGAGCAAACGACCACAGUGAAAGAAAGAAAGGAGAAGCAGGUGCUAAAGCCAUCAGCCAUACAUGCAUCCAUCCGUUCGAAAAGUGACCAACAUCAACAACAAGAGGGCCGAGAAAAUGUUGCCAAGGUGUCCAAUACAUCCACAUUAGCGAGUAUUGUCUGCGUGGUUGCAGGUACCGGUGCACUCGGUAUUCCUCAUGCGCUAAGCCGAUCUGGAUGGAUCGGUUUAGUUUUUCUCGGGUUGAGUGCGGUGAUGGCUCAAUUUUCUGGAUGUCUUUUGAUUCGUUGCUUGUAUCAUCGGCAGAGCCACCGCCUUUCAGGUUUUCCAGAGAUUGGGCAUGUCACAUUUGGUCUACCAGGACGCAUUGUGGGUAUUGUAUUCUCAAUGUUGCUGCUGCUCUUUACGCCCAUACUCUACAUGAUCUUGGCAGGCGACAAUGUGUCACGUCUCUUGGGUUCUGCAGGUGUUGUGGUGAGCCGCAAAGCGUGUACUUGGAUUGUAUCUGCUGUUGUUGGUUUUCCAUUUGCAUUGGUGCGAACCAUGCGCGACGUUUCUUUUAUGAGCUUUUUUGCAUCCAUGGCAACGGUAGGCUUAUUAUUUGUGAUUACGUCUGCAUCCGUUUCCACUAUCCAUGAACAACCCAAUGUGCACCAUGAUUGGGCUAAUCCUGGAGGUAUCCCUAUUGCCUUCAGCACCUUUAGCUUUUCAUAUUGUGGCAAUGUCAUUUAUCCACACCUUGAAUCAUCCAUGGCUGCACCAUCCGAUUGGCCCAAGGUCUUAUUGGUGGCCACAUUUGCGGUCACCAUCAUGUACAUGACGGUGGGAUUUUUGGCCUAUCUUGCCUAUGGUGCUGAUGUGCACAAUCCAGUCUAUGACAGCUUGCCACAAGGCGCUGCACAAAAUGUAGCUAUGCUAGUAGCCACGCUGCAUGUGUUAUUAGCAGUGCCAAUGUAUCUUUAUGUGCUUACAGUGAGCAUCGAGACAUGGCUUGGUGUGAGCUAUCUUCAAGAACAUCAACAUGCUGCUGCAACCAUGAAAAGAUAUAAAGAAGAUCAAGAUGUUGACGUCAACGCCACCAUGGAUGACCACCAAGAGGAUCAUGAUGAUGAUGAUACUACUACUACCACUAUGGGACACCAACUUUCAUGGCUAAAGCGACAACGUCUAUGGCUACAACGCCAUGCAAGAGCAACACGGAUCGUGCUUCGAACAGUGGAAAUUUGCUCAUGUGCAGUGGUUGCCAUGCUCACUCCGUAUUUUUCGGACUUUAUGUCCUUGAUAGGCACCAUUGCAGCCGAGUCGCUUACCUUUGUGUUGCCAUGUAUUUUUUGGAUCAAGCUUGCAUGGCAUGAUAGAAACCCUUGGGAGCUGCUUGGAUGUGCGCUUAUAGCUGCUGUGGGUAUAUUUUGUGCCGUCUUUGGAACAGCCGACGCAGUCAAGCUCUUUUUAAAUGACAUUCAACAGUCGUCGUCGUUGUGA
This is a messenger RNA of Lichtheimia ornata, 1554 nucleotides long. RefSeq lists its product as uncharacterized. Gene Ontology annotation, cellular component: vacuolar membrane. The coding region runs from base 1 to 1554 and encodes 517 amino acids. NCBI's taxonomy places the organism in Eukaryota, Fungi, Mucoromycota, Mucoromycetes, Mucorales, Lichtheimiaceae. Gene Ontology annotation, molecular function: amino acid transmembrane transporter activity. The transcript is spliced from 6 exons. The record is from RefSeq and is a predicted model, not a curated record. Gene Ontology annotation, biological process: amino acid transmembrane transport.